AUGGGAAGCUACUUCGGCCAUUCUAUUGGACUCGCAGGAUGGUUUGUUCGCGCUAUUCAAGCCGUUAGUGCGGUAAUAGUCCUUGGAAUUACAGCUUGGGCGGUAGAAGGGACCGAGACUGUCAUGGUGGUCUAUUUGCUCGUCAUUGCUUCAUUGACAUUGGUCAUUCUUGUGUUGGCUCUGGGUAUUAGCUACAUGACCCGUUGUUAUAGAUGGCAUAUAUUUCUUCUUUUACUCACAGGCGGCGUCUUGUCCUAUCUGUCAGCAUAUAAGGACGGAAUCAUUGAUUCUUACUUCAUUCUCUUGGCUCUCGAUUUCAAUCGAACAAAUUGUCGCAGGAACUGCUGGAACGGAGAGGUAAACUGUUCACGAAGCUAUACCGCAGAGGCUUUUAGCUUUAUUGCCUUACCUGUACGAGAGAUGGAAGAGAAUUAUCUCGAGGAACGCGUUGCCGAGAAUUUUAACGCGGCCGGUCUGAUCUAG
This is a messenger RNA of Penicillium maclennaniae, 483 nucleotides long. RefSeq lists its product as uncharacterized. The transcript is spliced from 4 exons. The coding region runs from base 1 to 483 and encodes 160 amino acids. The record is from RefSeq and is a predicted model, not a curated record. NCBI's taxonomy places the organism in Eukaryota, Fungi, Ascomycota, Eurotiomycetes, Eurotiales, Aspergillaceae.